UCCAAAGGAGCUUGGGAGAAGUUGGCCCAGGUCACUGUCAAGGGUGCUGAGCAUGACUUUCAUGAAUGCUUGCCCCAUCCCCAAUGUUUGGAAGGGACCCAAGUAGACCUCCUCAACUAUAUCUAUGGAGUAUUAGAUGACAAAACGAAGAACCGACUCAUUUGGCUCCAUGGUAUAGCAGGUGUCAGAAAGUCUGCUGUUGCGUUUACUGUAGCAGAAAGGAUGAGAGGUCUGAAAGUGACAGAGGAGACAAAUGUCAAGAAGCAGCUCACAGGAACAUUCUUUUUCUCCUGCAGGCACAUAAAUCGAUGCACAACCGGUCAUCUCUUUGUGAUGCUUGCCUACCAGCUGGCCAGCAAUUUCCCCAGCGUCAAGAUGCAUGUGACCAAAGCCAUCCUCAAGAACCCUGCUCUGCUACACCCAAACAGGUCCCUUCGCAAUCAGAUGGAGGCGCUGUUUUUCCGACCUCUGCAGCAGCUC
Molecule: messenger RNA, 480 nt
Organism: Suillus subaureus
Lineage: Eukaryota; Fungi; Basidiomycota; Agaricomycetes; Boletales; Suillaceae
Exons: 1
Source: RefSeq, a predicted model, not a curated record